AUGUCAAAAAAACCAUCUUGUAUCGGAGAAGGAUUGAAGAAAGGAGCAUGGACUUCAGAGGAAGACCAAAAACUCCUCUCUUACAUCCUUGAACAUGGCGAAGGAGGCUGGCGUCACAUUCCCGAAAAAGCUGGGCUACAACGGUGUGGAAAGAGUUGCAGACUGCGAUGGACUAACUAUUUGAAUCCCGAAAUAAGGAGAGCAGGAUUCAGCUAUGAGGAAGAGCAAAUUAUCAUCAUUCUUCAAGCUUCUCGUGGCAAUAAGUGGUCAGACAUAGCAGAACAUUUGCCGCAAAGAACGGAAACCGAGAUCAAAAACCAUUGGAACACACAUCUCAAGAAACGUCUGAUCGACAAGGGAGUUGAUGCCGUGAACGACCAGCCACAAGCUUCUAGCCCUAGUCCGGCCAAGCCAAAGAAGAACGGUUCCCAAGAAGAAUCCAAUCUAGAUGAGCAGACUUUACAGUCGAGUUCUACGUCUCCAGUAUCUCUUCCCUGUUCUUCGAGUUUCAACAUUACAAUACCUGAAAUCAGCAGCGAUGAGACUCCAACAGAGAGUGAUUUCUUGAGCUGCAAGAAAGGUCUUGAGAGAUCGAGUUCAACAUCAAGGCUGUUAAACAUAGUUGCACCUAGAGCUGCGUCCAUUGGGAAGAUCUUAUCAACCUCCAUCGAUGGAACUUUGGGAUCUCCUAUAGCGUCUCCAUGUCCCACAAGCUCACUGUCUCAAUCAUCUGAACACAUGAUCAGUAACAAGGAAGAUCUCGGUAAGAGCAGUGAUCUCAGCAUCAUUGACAACGAUUUCUCACAGUUUCUGGAGCAAUUCCUCAACGACGACGAAACUGAAAACCUUGGUGGCUACAAUCAAGAUCUCCUUAUGUCCGAUGUCCCAUCAACAAUAGUUGAUGAAGACGAUUUGAUUGGAGAUAUAACCGGCUGGUCAAGUUAUCUUCUUGACCAUCCCGAUAUUUAA
This is a messenger RNA of Microthlaspi erraticum, 969 nucleotides long. Lineage: Eukaryota; Viridiplantae; Streptophyta; Magnoliopsida; Brassicales; Brassicaceae. The record is from the annotation of a GenBank genome assembly.